CAGAAGGAUACGGGGAACACUGAAAUACAGGGAAUAUCAGGAUACUGACACUUCAACACGAUGCUGCUGAUUCCAUGUUACAAACAGAACUUUUACAGAAGUCACAGCUAAAAGGGAAAGUAAGUUUGAAGAAGCUUCUUGAGCGGACGCCUCAUUGUUUUCAUUGUUGUUACUCCGGGACAAAAUGUCAUCUCAGUCGGAAAAUGAUCUCUCCUGUCCCGUCUGCCACGACAUCUAUAGAGAUCCUGUCCUCCUGUCAUGCAGCCACAGCUUCUGUCGAUUCUGUCUGCAGACGUGGUGGAGCAAGAAUCUAGAACACAACUGCCCACUUUGUAAGAAGAUAAACCUGUCAAAUGAUCCACCCCGUAACUUGGCGUUAAAGAACCUGUGUGAGGCUUUCUUACUGCAGAGAGAUAAAAAAGCUUCUGCAGUGUCUGAGCCUCUCUGCAGUCUGCACCAUGAGAAACUCAGACUUUUUUGUUUGGAUCAUCAGCAGCUGGUGUGUGUCGUCUGUCGAGAUUCAAAAGCACACAAAGACCACAGAUUCAACCCAAUUGAAGAAGCCGCCCAGGAUCACAGAGAGGAGCUUCAGAAACACCUGAAGCCCUUACAAGACAAACUGAAGGUGUUUGAACAAGUCAAAGGAAACUUUGAUCAAACAGCAGAACAUAUAAAGGUCCAGGCACAGCAGACGGAGAAGCAGAUAAAGGAGGAGUUUAAAAAGCUUCAGCAGUUUCUCCAAAAUGAAGAGAAGGCCAGGCUGGCUGCUCUGAGGCAGGAAGAAGAGCAGAAGUUAAGAAAAAUGGAGGAGAAGAUUAAGUCUCUGAUAAUAAAAAUUAGCUUGAAUGUGGAGGACUUGUCUGUGGAUCUGAAUGACAGAGCUGUCAAAGCAAACCUCCUAACAAAGCUGCAGGACAAACUGGAGGAAAAAGGAGUGAAUGGAGUCAAUCUGAAGUGGAGAAAGCUGCCUGAUGGAGCAGUCUUCCAUAAAGAGGAGAAAAAUACUAAAAAGGAAGAAAAGAAGAAAACUGAGCUUCCACAGAGCAGCAAGAUGAUUGUGAAGAUCCUGCUGGGUGUCUUGUAUCUCUCAGGGUGGCUCGUCCUCUCCAAAUGCCGUCUGUACCACUUUGUUAAUGAGUCUUUUACUUGGUAUGAGGCUCAGAGCUACUGCAGAAAGAACUACGUAGGCCUGGCCUGCAUUGAAAACAAUUUGCAGAGAUCAGGAAAAUGGAGGUUCAUUGAGUAUUUCACAAAAAUCCCAUUUGUCUGCUUUGACAACCUGCCAGCUCCUGGAAAGGAAAAUGUUCAGAAAAAAGGAACCCUUGGCCUGGUGACGGGGUCUUGUCUAAGAAAGGGACAAACACAGACUGGAUUCUGGGAAAUAUAUUUGUUUGAAGGAACUAACGCAGCAGCCUCUUCAUCACUUCCAUGUAAAUUUGCUUCAGUGAAGAAGGUCCAGAGGGUGGGAGGUUAGCUGGACUGUAACAGAGAGAUGCUCUCAUUCUUUGACGUGAACAUUAACACACACCUACAUGCCUUCAAGCUCAGUUUCACAGAGAAGUUGUUUCCACACUGUUGUGAUUGAAAAUGUUUGAUUUAUUUUACUAAAUUAGGUGGUUAUAAUCAUUUUCAUACAUUUACUGCAAAUGUGCUCAUAAUGAGUUGGUGCUCAGUCUUCUGAAGGUCAUAAGCUUUGUUCGACUUUACUGUCCGGACUGAUAUAUUGUAGGAAAUGACUUAGAGUGCAGAGGGGUAAUUGCAAACACGCUUACACACAUAGAUUAUGAUUAGAAUAAGUCUUUGGGUCAGAGAGUUCUGAAUAUGAUUUUCUAAACCAACUUUGAAUCACUAGAAGAACAAUGGAUAAUAGCAUUAGAUUAUCAAGGCUAUAGGCAGAGAGGUGUUUCGCUUUUCUGUCUCUUACAGAGGAGGGAGCAGAUACCAGACGAGGUCAUGGAGAUAUGAGGAUGCUUCGGAGCAGACACCAAGACUGCGUCCAUGCAGGAGGAAGUUAGCUGUUAUAAUCGAUGUUUUUGUCUCACUAUAUAAUGUUGUACAGCCCGUUUGAUGGUCAUCCUUUUUGUCAAACAUGCUGUUGGUU
Messenger RNA from Neolamprologus brichardi, 2101 nucleotides. Lineage: Eukaryota; Metazoa; Chordata; Actinopteri; Cichliformes; Cichlidae. The record is from RefSeq and is a predicted model, not a curated record.